AGCUUUAAUGUCAAGAGUGACCUCGCUACAUUCUUAAAGUAAAGACGCUAAAGGGGUGUAAAAAGUCUCCAAAUGUUGCAGUAAAGUCCGACAAGGCAUAGACGAGCGUAAAGCAAUCUGAUUGGCUAUUUUGCAAGAGGUCAGAGUUCGCGAAGUUCGAAAACAAAAUGGCUGCAGAACCAACACGAGAGUGGAGCAAUGAGAAACUGAACAGUGAAGAAAUACCAAAAAAAGACUUAAUCAAGUUUCUACAGGACAAUGCAUCACAUUCGUUUCUUGUUGAGCACAAACUCAUGGGAAAUAUCAAGAAUGUUGCAAAGACUGCAAAAAAAGAGCAGCUUAUUGUUGCCUACGACCAGCUGUUUGAGAGCAAGAGGUUUAAAGGCACGGAAGUGGAGCAGGUGACUGAGGAGGUGAAAGCUGUGAAGAUUGAUGAGAAGCCCAAAGAAACAAAGACAGAAGUUGUAGAUGAGGGCCCCCCUAAGUUCACAAAGGCAGUGUUAAAGAAAGGAGACAAGACCAACUUUCCCAAAAAGGGUGACACAGUGGCGUGUUGGUAUACUGGCAUGCUUGAAGAUGGCACUGUUUUUGAUACCAACAUCCCUUCAGGGGCACGGAAAAAGAAGCAGGCCAAACCACUUUCCUUUAAAGUCGGGAUUGGCAAAGUUAUCCGAGGGUGGGAUGAGGGGCUCCUGACCAUGAGUAAAGGCGAGACUGCACGCUUGGAAAUUGAGCCAGAAUGGGCCUACGGUAAAAAGGGUCUUCCUGAUUCUAAAAUCCCACCAAAUGCUAAACUUAUUUUUGAGGUUGAAUUGGUAUCCAUUGAGUAGGAUUGCUAAUGUUCAUUUCAGCAGAGGAGGAUUGACCCUUACAGCAGAACUCAAGAUCAUGUUUGUGUCAGCCUUCAUGUUAAACUCAGUAUUUUAAUACACUGCAAAAAUACUCCUCCAUACUACAGGUGGAAGCAGGACAUGAUUUGUCAAUGUGAUUGCUCACAUUACUUUGCAUGAUUAUUUUUGUUGUUAGAGACAUUAAUAAUUAAAAAAGGUUAGAGCUAGCUGUGUGUCUGUGUGAGUGUGUGUAUUUCCUUCCUUCCUCAUCAGUACAGUUCCUUUUGUAAUAACAGGGAUUGUAACCCUGAUCCAGGUUACUAUAAUUCAUUUAUAAUUAUACUGAAUGUGAACAAUAAAAGAGAGAUCAAGUACA
This is a messenger RNA of Pangasianodon hypophthalmus (striped catfish), 1206 nucleotides long. RefSeq names its product FKBP prolyl isomerase 3 (gene fkbp3). NCBI's taxonomy places the organism in Eukaryota, Metazoa, Chordata, Actinopteri, Siluriformes, Pangasiidae. The transcript has 7 exons. Gene Ontology annotation, molecular function: peptidyl-prolyl cis-trans isomerase activity. The coding region runs from base 168 to 830 and encodes 220 amino acids. The record is from RefSeq and is a predicted model, not a curated record.